AUGACAACAUUUUCAUAUUUCGAAUCUCCAGAAUUCCUAAUUUAUUCAUCUCAUGCUCUCGUAGCAAUCGAGAUACCAAUUCAUCUUUUCGGCGCAUACUGUAUUCUAACAAAAACACCAAACAAAAUGAAACCAGUGAAAAUGUGUAUCUCAACUCUAUUUUUCUUCGGCGCAUUUCUAGAUUUCACCCUAACCUGUCUCCUUAUCCCAUAUUUAACAGUGCCAGCUCUCGGUGGAAUUGCUUUUGGUUUAUUGCAAUAUUUUGGUGUUAGUAAUCCCAUUCAAACUUGGUUUGGUGUAACGAAUUUUGGUGUGACAGCUUGCUCAAUAUUACUGUGUUUCGAGAAUCGAUAUGAUUCACUAAUUGUCAAAAAUCACUUGAAAACUCGUAGUUAUUGUAUAAAGCGAUAUAUUUAUUUGAGCCUCAAUUUCUUGAUAGCUCUUUUAUUUUUCAUCCCCGCUGUUUAUAACACACCCGAUCAAGUUCUUGCAAAAGAAUACGUCAGAAAAAUAGUCCCAAAUAUUCCCUCCUACAUAAUCGAUGAUCCAGAAUUCUACGUUAUUGGACCAGAUACCCAAACUACGGUAAUAUGUGUAGCCGCAAUGAUAAUAUUUCAAUUUUUUCAAGAUUUAUUUUUUGUUGUCAAGUUAUUUCAUUAUUUUCUAACACAAAAUGGAAUGUCAAAACAAACUAAACAACUUCAAAAAAUGUUUUUUCUAUCAAUGGAAUUGCAAAUAUUCAUACCAGUUGGCAUAUUGCUCAUUCCAGCUUUUUAUGUUGUUUAUUCAAUUGCGAAUAAUUAUCAUAAUCAAGCACUUAACAAUAUAAUCACAUUAAUUAUUGCAAUUCAUGGUGUGAUAUCAACAAUUGUUAUGAUCGCAAUUCACAAAUCAUAUCGGAUGGUUUUAUUGAAGUUUAUCUCUCCGAAAACUUUUAAUCGUGUAGAACUUCCAAAAUUGAAAACUGUUUUAGGGACAUUUUGA
Molecule: messenger RNA, 984 nt
Organism: Caenorhabditis angaria
Lineage: Eukaryota; Metazoa; Nematoda; Chromadorea; Rhabditida; Rhabditidae
Source: the annotation of a GenBank genome assembly